GUGGAGAUUCUUCUGCUGGGUUCGGUCCCUUGUGCCAAAAGAGCAACUAUGGAAAUCUCUUUUAAAGCUUACCAACAGAUCGGCGCAAACCCAGCACUGUGGUGGUGCUCGGCCUCUUUCUUGGUCUGUUCAAGGGGAUCUCGGUUCAUCAUGUUGCCUUCGAAGUGUGUUCUGAAGGGCUGA
This is a messenger RNA of Ilex paraguariensis (yerba mate), 183 nucleotides long. The record is from the annotation of a GenBank genome assembly. Lineage: Eukaryota; Viridiplantae; Streptophyta; Magnoliopsida; Aquifoliales; Aquifoliaceae.